Pezoporus flaviventris is the source of this 3224-nucleotide messenger RNA. Its product is annotated as keratin, type I cytoskeletal 20-like. The coding region runs from base 1556 to 2866 and encodes 436 amino acids. Gene Ontology annotation, molecular function: structural molecule activity. NCBI's taxonomy places the organism in Eukaryota, Metazoa, Chordata, Aves, Psittaciformes, Psittacidae. The transcript has 8 exons. The record is from RefSeq and is a predicted model, not a curated record.
AAUGGAACUUUCAAGUGGUAUUUUUAGGAAAAAUACCAUCCAGGUAACAUGGAAUGUAAUUUUACUAAGUAUUAAAAAGACAAAGAAGAAUGUUUACUUUAUCAUGAAACACUGCCAGAGAUGUAGGCAGUGAAAUGCAGAGCCAAGAGACGCAACUGCAGCAAGAUCUCUUGCUGUAUUCCUCUUGAAGCUCUAGAGGUAUAAACUCUGCCCUACUAACACGACCAAUUCUUACUCAGUCUGAGUAUUUUUAAUGAACCAAAGAUUGAGUUUCUAUAGUGACAGGCCAAAUGAUAUGACUAGUGUACUUUGGUUUCAACUGUCAUAAAUGUUUUUCAUUACCAGUUACACCCAAAGAAGUUCAAGGUCCACAGACAAUCCACAGCAUCCUGCUGCAGUAAAGUCCUGCCCUGAAUCCUAAUCACUUUGGCCUGGCAGAUGCCUGUUCUCAGAAGAACCAAGUACAACAGCUUCACUCUUUGCCUUAAUAUCCCAGGUUAGGUGUUCUCAGAAACCUGAGGAUGCUUCCAGUAUACAGUUUAAUGCCUCCAAAGCUUAGUAUCUCACCAAUUUCCUUGCCCCGAGGUUGAACAGCAGCUGUGCUCACCAGUACAAGCAAUAUGUGUUCAUUGUUCUACCUGAUAUUAAUGAUACACUGAAGUACUGGCAGUGCAAUGGAAACUUGUUCUGCUCUAACUUGGGCUUCCAGGAGGGCUGGUAGUCAUUAUGCUGAAAGCUUGAUCUCAACGCCUCCUAUUGCUCUGUGGCCCUCAGUGGCUCAUACGUGAAUUAAAGUGGGCAGUGAAGAUUUUAACUACUCCUGUUCUUAUUACUUUAUCUAUAGACAAAGCAAUAAUCUCUCUGCUUAAUUUCAACUGUAUUGAAAGCCAGAGUUCAUCUGGUAACAGUUUUCUGAUACUAAAUGAAUGCAUAUUCAAUGCAAGCCAACUACAGCAUUCACCUUCCAAUUACAGUUUGAAUAGUGGCUUGUGCCUGCUAGAAAAUGAAUUAAAGUGGUAGGUACAGAUGCCUCCAUUCUAGUAAUUUAUACACUGUCCUAGGCUAUCCUGAGGCCCAAACUGUUUCUUACUCAACAGAAAUAUAUUCUUAAUUGCACAUAUAAAUAUUUUAAGUCUCUUGUCACAUAUAGUCAACUCUCAUUUUGAUUUCAUACACCGCAGAUGGGUGUAAGAAUCAGCUUGUUUGUUCAAAAGGACUACAGAGGGUAUGGCUGCAGGUACACUGUUAUAAAUGAUUCAACAGUUUAUUUGUGCUUUAUCUGUUAUUCCAAAUGAUAACAAAGCAAGCCAAACUACCUGGGGAGCUCUUCUCAAACACAGAGAACAGCUGAAAACCCCGGUACUUCAUAUGGAGUGUGGGGGCAAUAGACUGCGCUGACACCGGUUGCAUUGUGUGUCAACAGAGGUGGGGUUUGUAACUAUUGUGCUUCCUCUUUGCAACACAGUAUAAAGGUUUACAGAGCACACACUGCUCUUCACUGCAGCUGCUCUCUGUGCUGACUGAGCUGUUCCAGUUCAGAAGACAAAGAACCCCAAUGGCGUUCUCUACCAGAAGCUCCCAGUGGGGUACAAGCAGCCGCUAUCAGCCCCCAGCACCCAGCAUCAGUGGGUUGACCUCCCGGCAAACAACCAUCCAAAGGAUUCAGGCACCCAGUGUCUAUGGGGGGGCUGGCGGCUAUGGCACCCGUAUAGCCAGCAGCACCAGCUACGGGCAAGGCUUCGGGGGAAACUUCCAGCUGAAUAUUAGUGACAAUGAUGUGCUGCUCACCGGCAAUGAGAAAUCAACAAUGCAAAACCUAAAUGACCGUUUGGCUUCGUACCUGGAAAAGGUGCGCUCGCUAGAAAGGGCGAACUCCCAGAUUGAAAAGCAGAUCAAGGAGUGGUAUGAGAAGAACACCACAGACAUAAGGCAUGACUACAGCUCAUACUUCAAAACCAUUGAAGAGCUCCAGAAUAAGAUUGCUGCCGCACAACUGGAAAAUGCAAGGCUUGUUCUGGAGAUUGAUAAUGCCAAACUGGCUGCUGAUGAUUUUAGACUGAAGUAUGAGAAUGAGCUCUUGCUCAGGCAAAGCGUCGAGAGUGACAUUAACGGCCUGCUACGCGUCCGUGAUGACUUGACUUUGACAAUAUCUGACUUGGAGUCCCAGAUUGAAAGGAUGAAUGAAGAACUGAUUUUCCUUAAGAAGAACCAUGAGGAGGAUGUUGACAGACUGCGCAAACAAGUGGGGGGCUCAGUUAACGUAGAGGUGGAUGCUGCUCCAGGCAUAGAUCUCGCAACUAUGAUGGAAAACAUGAGAAAGCAAUAUGAAGAAAUGGCAGAAAAGAACCGUCAAGAAGCCAAAGAACGGUUUGAAAAGCAGACAGAAGAACUGAACCAGGAAGUAGCGAUCAACUUUGAACAGCUGCAAGCCCAGAGGAGAGAGGUCACUGACCGGAGACAGAUCUUCCAGGGGCUGGAGCUGGAACUACAGUCCCAGCUUAACAUGAAAAAGGCUUUAGAAGACACUCUGGCUGAAACUGAAGCACGUUACAGUUAUCAGCUAGCCCAAAUACAAGAAACAGUUGCCAAUUUAGAGGCCCAACUGAGGCAGCUCCGAGCUGACAUGGAGGGGCAGAAUAACGAGUACAGCGUACUGCUGGACAUCAAGACUCGCCUGGAAAUGGAGAUCGCCACGUACCGCCGGCUGCUGGAAGGAGAGGACAUCGGACAUUUCCAAGUGGAUGUAUCUACAGCAGAGGCUGAGAAAGAAUCAAGUAAAAUUAAGAAGAUCAAGACAAUCGUUGAAGAGGUGGUUGAUGGCAAGGUGGUCUCCUCUCAGGUCAAGGAGUUUGAGGAGAAAAUGUAAAUGGCACCAGCAGAAAGGAGAUGGCCUUGGAACGUCACGGAGCUGAUAUCAAAACUAAAAGACAGACCUGUAUAAAGAAUCCAAUGCAAUUCUCCCUAAAAAACAGAAGGGUUGAAAAGCCAAACUAUGACAUCUCAAUUUCUUUUUUUUUUGUGUGUGUGUGGGAGUGUUAAUAAAAAUCAGUAAGUUACAAAGUACAAGAUUUUGGGUUUACUUACAUAGUGACUAAAUACAUUGAUAAAAACAAAUCAGCAUGCUCUCAGUGUGUACCUGCUUCUAAGAAAGAGAAAAACUGAGGUAUUAGGUUUUUAGUUACAUUUAAAAAUCUGCUCAGUAAAAACUAGAAAGUCAAAUGCCU